Molecule: messenger RNA, 231 nt
Organism: Kazachstania africana CBS 2517
Lineage: Eukaryota; Fungi; Ascomycota; Saccharomycetes; Saccharomycetales; Saccharomycetaceae
Gene: SNA2
Product: Sna2p
Exons: 1
Coding region: 1-231 (76 amino acids)
Cellular component (GO): membrane
Source: RefSeq, a predicted model, not a curated record
AUGCAUGCUCGUGAUUGGUUUUUAGUGUUCGUUUCCAUAUUUUUACCACCAUUGGCCGUGUGGUUCAAGAGAGGGUUCUGUUCCAAGGAUUUUCUAAUCAACGUCUUAUUGUUCUUAUUGGGUUUCUUCCCUGGUCUGAUUCAUGCUUUGUACGUUAUCAGCUGCCAUCCAUAUGAACAAGAGCACGUGGCUCUCAGAGGCGACUCUGAAGGAUAUGGAAGCCUAGCAUAG